This is a messenger RNA of Psilocybe cubensis, 201 nucleotides long. RefSeq lists its product as uncharacterized. NCBI's taxonomy places the organism in Eukaryota, Fungi, Basidiomycota, Agaricomycetes, Agaricales, Agrocybaceae. The transcript has 2 exons. The record is from RefSeq and is a predicted model, not a curated record. Bases 1 to 201 code for a protein of 66 amino acids.
AUGCGGCUUUGGAAGGCUGGCGUGGAGCGUACUUUCGAUCGUGGUCACAACUUCACUGGAAGAUGGUUCCCUGUCCCUGUCCCUUUCCAACGGGUCAUUCACCAUCCCACUCUCGGCUCCGAAUAUUCCGAGAUUCACAUCUUAAAGAAAAAGGUUCAAAUCCAAGCUUCAGAACGUUGCCCUGAUUGGACAGAAGAAUGA